Laccaria bicolor S238N-H82 is the source of this 752-nucleotide messenger RNA. RefSeq lists its product as uncharacterized. Bases 70 to 432 code for a protein of 120 amino acids. The transcript is spliced from 2 exons. The record is from RefSeq and is a predicted model, not a curated record. Lineage: Eukaryota; Fungi; Basidiomycota; Agaricomycetes; Agaricales; Hydnangiaceae.
CACCACUUCCCUCACCACAUCCUCCUUGUUGCUUCCUCCCAACUCUCGUUGCCGUUGUGUCAGCCAUAAAUGCUUCCCUCACGUCUUCACCUUGUGUCUCCACGCGCAGGACAUACUAAUUCGGGAACAGGAACCUUAGUACCGUCCUCUCGUCAUCGCGAGCAAGGGGUCAAAUUGGCAGAUAGCUUCGAACGAGACACACGGGCUGUUCGUGAGCUUACGCGGGGGUUCUUCAUCGUCCCGGGGAUUGUCUGGCUUGCUGCAGAAUGCUGCGGCUACAAGGGCAGAGAUGGAGGAAAAGGAGGGCUUGAAAUUCACGAGAGAUCGGACCUUGGGGGAGAGGCCGUUGUGCACCCGAUCUUCGAGAUGCUACGCAAGAGUUGUUGUCCAUGGGGGGGAAUCAUUCGGGAAAUCCGCACAUGCUUCCGUUGACCCUACCCCUAUGAAAUUCUUCAAAUCCUUGUUUCAAACCAUCCCCCGAGCGGAGACUUUAACCUUCGCCUUGGCGUAGGUCAUUGAUGUCCUGCAGACUAGGGUCGGCUACCAGAAGAGUUUGGUUGAAGGUGUAAGCUAGUGAUGAUAUGGAACGCAGCAGUAGUAAAAGCUUACUCGGAAUAUGGUCUUCGACGUGACUAGACUUUGUAGUUCCAUUCGUCGAGUGUACAACUGGAUAGCUGAGAAUCAGCGACAGAUUUUCCAAGAAAAUGACAAGGGCAUGGUGCUUGCAAUGGCAUGUCUCGUUUAGGAAGUCA